AUGAUCAGUGUGACAGAUGAACAGAUCGCGACUGGGAUUACAACUAAAGAGACAGCCACGAAAAUACUGCGGCAUGUGUCCGGCUCCUUAUGGAAGCUCCAGUCAUGUGGAGACAUCACCCAGCUCAUCGCACCUCCACCCCAGAGAAGAGCCAAGUCUCUGGACCGCAGGACCUCCGACACCAUCAUGACGCCAGAUUUAUUGAACUUCAAAAAGGGUUGGAUGGUCAAACUGGAUGUAAAUGGGCAGUGGAAGAAAUCUUGGUUUGUGCUGUCCGCUGACAGUCUGAGGUACUACAAGGACUCAUUAGCUGAGGAGGCUUCACAUCUUGAAGGUGAAAUCGACCUCACAAAGUGUUUCAACGUGUCUGAGUUCUCGGUGCAGAGGAACUACGGCUUCCAGAUCCAUACCCCAAAGGGUCUCUACACGUUGUCAGCCAUGACUUCAGGGAUACGUAAGAACUGGAUCCAGGCUCUGAUGAAAAACGUCCGUCCAGCUAAAGCCCCUGAUGUAGCCAGUUUCCCCGGCUCGCACAAGUCCACUUGAAGCUUCCCCAGA
Molecule: messenger RNA, 558 nt
Organism: Notothenia coriiceps (black rockcod)
Lineage: Eukaryota; Metazoa; Chordata; Actinopteri; Perciformes; Nototheniidae
Product: myosin phosphatase Rho-interacting protein-like
Exons: 8
Coding region: 1-546 (181 amino acids)
Cellular component (GO): actin cytoskeleton
Molecular function (GO): actin filament binding
Source: RefSeq, a predicted model, not a curated record